UAUACUAAACAGAAACCCUUGAAUACCGUGGCACUCGACCACUGAUUGAUUUGCUAAACCGAUUGGGCGGUUGGCCUCUAAUGGGAAAGCGAUCCUAUUUCAAUCAAAGCAAAUAUGAUUGGAUUGAGUCGUUUGGCAAUUUAUAUGCUUUUACUGAGUAUAUGAUUACGUUUAGUGUACCUGAGUUUGGUUUAGGUCGCAAUCAGUUGAUUGAUACAUCUGUCCACUCAAAUAUUGUGAGCGCCUACAAGAAUUACAUACUGGGGUCGGCAUUACUAUUGGGUGGUUAUGAUGACAGCAUUACUCAAACUGAUAUUAAAGAACUUUUGGCUUUUGAGUCAAAACUAGCAAAAUUAUCGACAAAACCAGAAGACAUGAGAGAAUCGAAAGUAUGGUAUAAUAGGAUGACAUUCAAAGAAUUCAAUUCAUUGACAGGCAAUAGGACUGAUUGGCUAAAAGUGGCACAAUUUGUCUAUAAGAAAUUGAAUUCAAAUAUAAGAUUAAGCAUUAAAGACAGACUUAUUGUGGAUGACCUGGCUUACUAUAGGGAAGUGACUCGACUAGUGGUCACUACUCCGAGUCGAGUGAUUGCUAACCAUAUGGGUUGGCUCAUUGUUAAAAAACUAGCCGUUUAUACGACUGAAAGUUUUAGGCAACUUGAGUAUGAAUUCAAUAAAGUGGCCAAGGGUGUCAAGACAGCGGUACCCCUCACUAAACACUGUAUCGAGGCAUUGGAAAGCUACCUGCCAUUUGCUUACAGUAGGAAAUAUGUGGACAACCAUUUCAGUGAUAUAUCACGACAAGAGGCCAAAACUGUGGUCAAAUAUGUGCGAAGAGCACUGAAAAGAUCUCUAAAGGAUAACGAUUGGUUGGAUGACAUCACCAAAAAUAAAUCCAUUGAAAAACUUAGUGCUGUUGUAGAAGACAUCGGUUAUCCGGAUUGGAUGUUAGAUAACAAACAAUUGGACAAAUUGUAUAAUUUGUUACGUAAACCAGUUAAUAUCACUUUGAGUUGGCCCACAUAUCCUGCAAAAGUGAACGCAUACUAUGAUCCCACACAAAAUACAAUCACAAUACCGGCCGGCAUAUUAAGUCAGCCAUUCUUCCGAAACCAAGUGCCCUCUUAUCUCAAUUUUGGAUCCAUAGGAGUGGUAAUUGGACACGAAUAUACACAUGGAUUCGAUGACCAGGAAUUUGUAUUGUCCGAUAUAUACCGGUAUAUAUGGAUAGGCAGUGAAUACGAUCCCAAUGGAAAUUUAAUCAAUUGGUGGAACGGCUGCAUGAAAACAAUAUUCAAGGAAAAGACAAAAUGCUUUAUUAAUAAAUUCAGUCAAUAUGUUGUGCCGGAAGUGAAUAUGACAUUAAACGCGAGGAAUACUGUUGGAGAGGACAUAUCGGAUGCGGGAGGCAUUAAGCAGGCCUUCAAUGCCUUUAAAUCGUAUGAGAAAAAGUAUGGGGAAUCGCAAAGACUGCCGUUUGUGAACCAAUACUCUGCCGAUCAGUUAUUCUUCAUAUCCUAUGCAAAUAUAGCUUGUGGACUCAUAAGACCGGAGACACUGAAGGAUCAGAUAGAGUACGACCCCCACAGCCCUCAGAAAUACAGAGUUAAUCCACAUUUAAGUAAAUUUAAACCAUUUUCCGAUGCAUUUAAAUGUAAUUUGGGAACAAAAAUGAAUUCAAGUUUCAGUUGUGACCUUUGGUGAAAGAGAUUUUUAAUUAAUAUCAUUUGCAUGACAUUUAUCAUAC
This is a messenger RNA of Oppiella nova, 1746 nucleotides long. NCBI's taxonomy places the organism in Eukaryota, Metazoa, Arthropoda, Arachnida, Sarcoptiformes, Oppiidae. The record is from the annotation of a GenBank genome assembly.